UCUCUCAUCCAAUUUCCAAGAUGGGGAAGUCCCUGAUGUAUCUUUUGCAGACUGAUGAGAAGCCAAACAGAAGGAGAAAUCUAUUUGAGGAAGCAAAAAAGCUGGACAUCUUGGUGAAAGACAAGAAUGGAGAAGCAUACAUGGUUCCAAAUACAGCAUUCGAUGUGGGGAUGUUGGACCUGACACACCCGCUCACUGCAGGUUGGUUCAAGCAGAUUUUACAAGAAAUGGUGGAUGAUGGAGUCAGAGGAUGGAUGGCUGAUUUUGGUGAAGGCCUGCCAAUGGAUGCCACACUCUACUCAGGUGAAGAUCCUAUUUCAGCACACAACAGAUAUGCAGAGCUAUGGGCACAAAUAAACCGUGAAUUUGUGGAAGAAUGGAAAAUUAACAGUGUUGGGAAAGAGAAAGAAGAUCCAGAGGAGACCUUGGUCUUCUUUAUGAGGGCUGGUUUCAGGGAUAGUCCUAAAUGGGGGAUGCUGUUUUGGGAAGGAGACCAGAUGGUUAGUUGGCAAGCUAAUGAUGGUAUAAAGAGUGCUGUCAUAGGCCUACUGAGCAGUGGUCUUUCUGGAUAUGCUUUUAACCACAGCGAUAUUGGAGGCUACUGUGCCAUAAACUUCCCUAUAAUCAAGUAUCGACGAAGUGAAGAGCUGCUCUUAAGAUGGAUGGAGCUAAAUGCAUUCACCAUUGUGUUCCGGACACAUGAGGGAAAUAAACCAUCUUGCAACACCCAGUUUUACUCAAAUGAUAAAACACUGACACAUUUUGCACGGUUUGCUAAAGUGUAUAAAGCAUGGAAGUUCUACAGAAUCCAGCUAGUAAAGGAAGCUGCUGAAAAUGGCCUGCCUGUAUGCCGGCACCUAUUUCUUCACUAUCCAGAUGAUGAUAAGGUGCAUAGGUUGAGUUACCAGCAGUUCUUGUUGGGUACUGAGAUCCUAGUAGUACCAGUGCUUGACAAGGGCAAGAAGGAUGUCAAAGCCUAUUUCCCAACAGGAGAAACUUGUCCCUGGCAACAUAUCUGGACAGGAAGGCUGUACAAGAAACCGGGUUGUGAAGUGUGGGUAGAAGCUCCACUGGGUUAUCCUGCUGUCUUUGUCAAGGUUGGCUCCAUUGUAGGAGAAACUUUCCUGGAAAACCUCAGAAACCUUAACAUUCUUUGAUAAGUGAAAAUCGUAGAGAUCACAUGACCUGAUCGAAGAACAGUUUUCUAUUCUGAAAUCAAAGGGAUUCGUAAUU
Molecule: messenger RNA, 1233 nt
Organism: Rubroshorea leprosula
Lineage: Eukaryota; Viridiplantae; Streptophyta; Magnoliopsida; Malvales; Dipterocarpaceae
Source: the annotation of a GenBank genome assembly